ACUGCACUACACCCUCCGAUUACUUCCAUUUUUAGCGUGCCGCCUCAAGCACACACUCCCAUACUUAGUGAGCCAAACGGACCCCUCCGAUUAAACAGUUAAACUAAGUUGAUUGAGGACCACGGUCCACCUGGAACUACUGACGAGAACAAAAUGGUGCCUAUGUAAACACUAACAGACAACACAACAUCAACCUUGUGUGUUCUAAACUGAUGUGGCAUCUCACUUGGAGAAUUAUAACUGAAUAAAAUACUACUCAUUGCAUUUCAGAUAAUCAGAUGCUUUAACUGUUGCAUUAAAUGUUUUGUUAGUACGUUUGCUGUGGUUUACCGAAAGGGAAUCACAGCGAUGUCGAACUGUAGGUAUCUGGUAACCAAUGGUGUCAUUUCACAAACAUCUGAUGUUCCUCCUGUUGCCUCAUUCCUUGAAGCUCAUCCAGGCGCGUAUACAACUUCUCGUACACAUGGCACAGCUGCUCGCGUCUUAUUUUGGGAGAGGCACUUACGGAGACUUGUUGAAUCAGCAAGAAUUUUAGCUGAAACAAAACCAGAGUACUUAUUUGGUACGGAAAAUGCUAGGAUUUCUUCUUAUUCAGCUUCACCCUCGUCGUGGGAUUCUAUAGUUCGGCCUGUGGUUAAUGAUUCGCUGAGGAAUGUGCUUCCAGUGGCAUUGGAAGGGAGGAAUGUGGGGGAAGAGUUAGCUAUCACCUCUCUUGUAAGUGGGAAUGUAAAUAUUAGGGAAGAAAACAGAGAGAAAGAAAGGAUUUUUCAUGCCUUUGAUGUUUACUUGCACAUUGGAGUCUAUGUUCCACCUGUGUUUGGUACCGAAGGAAGUAGUGCACAUUUAGCUGUUGUUGGACCAGGAAGGGACACUGCAGACGCUAAGUUCUCACAGUGGGUAAGGCUUAGAAAGUCUUUGGAGAAUAUGAGGCCUCCGUCAACAAACGAGCUCAUGUUAUCAAAUGAUGGUGAUCAUAUACUUGAGGGCUGUUUGACUAAUUUCUUUGUCGUUCGCCGUAAAGAAAAUAGUGAUAUGCUGAGGAAACACCCAUUAGAUCCUGACAAUGAGUAUUCUUUUGAAGUACAAACUGCUUCUAUCAAGGAUGGUGUGCUUCCUGGAGUUAUACGCCAAGUAGUUGUUGACGUGUGCCUGGCAAUGGGAAUUUCAGUCAGUGAAGUUGCACCUUCCUGGUCUGAGCGUGAACUUUGGGAAGAAGCCUUCAUUACAAAUAGCUUGAGACUAGUGCAGAAUGUGGAAACUAUUUGUGUCCCUAGUCCUUGGGAAGACUUUCAACAUAAAACCUGGAAAGAUGUAGCAUGGAAUGAGAAACGAUUCAAGGAGGGUCCCGGGAGAAUCACAGCAGCCAUUCAGAGGGAGGUGAUGAAGAGGUCAAGCCUGGAAGGAUACCCAAUAUGAUUAUAUAAGAUGAAAUGCAUCAACCAGAGUUUAGGUUGCGCUUGCCCAAUCUAAUGAUCAACUAGCAUCUUACGGCGUUCCGGUACUUUAAAAAUCUAGUAAAAUUUCUUAGUCCAAUAAAAGAUUGGAUUGAACUGUCUGCCAACUUGUUUGUACACUAUUAUGUACCUGAUUUAGACAUGUUCAUAUUUUCUGAGGAUUAAGCGUUCCAUCAGUGAGUUGAUGAACGAUUAAAUGGGUCUUAUGGUUGGUAAUAGUGGCACCACCAUUAACAGGUGCUGUUGCACCAUUGGAAGAUAAAGUUCCUUAAAUCAGCAUGUUACAAGGUAGAGUUUCUUGUUUGAAAUAUAGUUAAUAAUUGGGAAUUCAGAAACAGUAUAUGAUUUAUUUUA
Molecule: messenger RNA, 1808 nt
Organism: Papaver somniferum (opium poppy)
Lineage: Eukaryota; Viridiplantae; Streptophyta; Magnoliopsida; Ranunculales; Papaveraceae
Exons: 10
Coding region: 349-1416 (355 amino acids)
Molecular function (GO): catalytic activity
Source: RefSeq, a predicted model, not a curated record